CCUCGACUCUCCCCUGAGCUCACUCCACUCCAGCAGAUAGUGCGACCUGAUCAACCGUCCAUCACCGCACUAGGCCCUGUUCUUCAGGUACAGCAUUGUACACUAUUGAUCCUCCCGCCGUCUGGGGCACCCACUCACUUCCCUCCAAUAUCCGUCAUCGGACACAACCACCGCCGUUGAGAUCUUGGCUACAUGGGUUGAGUUAACAACGUUGCAGAUCUCUGUUCCCAUUAACGUGGAAGAAUGAACCACAAGGCAGGUCAGAAUAAUGUACUGUGUUCUCAGCAGCUCAAGUCUGUCUGUGAAAGGCCUCGUACAGCACAGACGAGCCAUGGCAAACAUAUCCGGCAUACAGCAGCUGCUGGAUGGCAAAUGUACUAACGCUAGUGCACGGUUCAACGUCAACCAUGCAAGUCAGUCCGUGUGGGUUUGCUGUCAAACGGAAUCACAUCUUAUUGAUAGUUGAUAGGGGGGCUAGAGAAAUGAUCUCGGACCCAUUAUCGAGUUUCGACAAUGCUCCAAAAAGCAACGAUCUCCCCCAUCUCAUGAGCAUCUCAAUAGCGCUGCAAUUCCCUCUCUUUUGCUUCUCUGCAUCCUGUAUCUUGCUGCCUACUACGCUCGUUACUCCCAUCCAUUUGUGUUCCUGACCAAGGGACCAAGGGAUUAUCAUGGCGGCAGCAUACAUCCCGCUGGUCAGCGAAGGCGAACCCAGCACGCCGAGUGAGACCGAACACAUGCCAUACUCGGACAUUGACUUGGAAAAGACGUCCGACGAGCCAUUACCAAGAUGGUACCAACAAAUCCCGCGGUGGAAGAUGGACAUGUCGUCGACACUGAACGUGACGCCCAAAUGGGAAAAGGUGCCGGACGCCAAAACGUUUGGCUGGAUUGUCCUCGGCUACAUCGUGGCCGCGCUGCCCAGAUUCCUGCAACCGGGCGGCAUGUCGGUCAAGAAACAACUACACCCGACGGCGUAUCUGGACGCGCUGCGAGGAUGGGCUGCCCUGUUCGUGUACCGGUAUCACUGUUUCCAGAACAAGACAUGGAUUCUUGAACAGCCCGUGUUCCACGCCAUCUUGAACGGUCGGGCCAUGGUGGACAUCUUCUUUGUUAUUUCCGGAUACGUGCUCAGUUACCGACUGCUCAAGAUGAUGCGGAACCAGCAACCCAGUAUGCUGCGGGCGCUGGCAUCGUCGUCAUUCCGCCGCUGGUUCCGUCUGUACGCUUCGUGUGGUGUCGCCUCGUUGAUCACGGCAUACAUGUCGUAUCUGGGAUGGUGCCAGCCCGCACACCGCAAGCCGACCAUCUGGCUUCAACUCUGGGACUGGCUUUGGGAUUUCAUCGGCUCGAGCAACCCGAUGGGCGACAUCAAGGGUUGGUGGUACGGAGGUGUGUUCCGCACACACUAUCUCGAUCAGAUGUGGACGAUCCCCGUCGAGUUCCGUGGCUCGAUGAUUCUGUUCUGGUUCUGCGCCGCCGCCGCGUACCUGAGUCUGCGUGGCCGCCGCAUCUUCGCCUGUGUCGUUAUUGGGCUCUGUUAUUGGUGGGGAGUUGUCUAUGGCGCCCUGUUCAUCUUCGGCAUGUUGAUCGCCGACUACUCGUUCGACCGCCAUCCAGAACGCUACCAACGCAAUGCCGUCCGACUGCCCCAGCAACAAUCAGCCGACGGAAGCAGCGAAAAGCCCACUCAACCCACUCAAUCCAUCCCCGCCAAAAUCGGCUGGUGUCUCGUGACCAUUGUCGCCCUGUUUAUUCUCGGCCAGCCCGCCAAUGGGCAAUGGGAAGGCUUUUGGCUGUGGCCCACGCUCGCCAAAGUCGUGCCCUUCUGGUAUCCCGUUGAGCUGGCCGAGCACUUCUGGCUCGGCAUCGGCUCCACUCUGCUCGUCUUGGCCCUCGACAACUGCCGCAUGCUCCAGAUCCCCUUCGAGCUCGGCUUCUCGCAAUAUCUCGGCGAUUUGUCCUUUGGCAUCUACGCUAUGCACAAUACUAUCAAUUGGGCCCUGUACCAAGCCAUCGUCCAGCCGUGGUGCUACCAACAUUUCGGCGAUGGAUACUGGUCCGGCCUGCCGGGAAUCCUGUUCACUACCGUCGUCGUCCUCUGGGCCGCAGACUACUUUACCCGCAUCGACAACAAGGUCGUCUGGUUUGGAAAGUGGAUGGAGGAGAGGACGUUUAUCAAAUGGGAGGAGCAGUAAAGCAAACCAAAUCAAAACAACAUAUGUUGUCUCCUAUUCUUUUCUUUUCCUCUAUUUCGAAACAACCCUUCCACAGCAUAUAUUUGAGUUGGGUUCGGGGACAUCUAUGUGCAUAUCUAGGCAUUCAUGUUUGAUGCGGUGCGGGCGGCGUUGGUAUAGCGGCAUCCCUUUUUUCUGUUCCUAUUCGAAUUCAAUUCAAACUCCUACUCUCCGUGAUGGAAAGCCUUUGACUUAUGUUCCUUUUUUCCUUUUUCCUUGAUGACGGCGAGAAUGACGGACGGCCUUUGAGAUGCUGAAAAUGAUGAUAUGUACAGGUUGCUAUUCGAGAGGGACGUGGGGUGUGGGUGUCCAGCGGCGAAAAUGUCAUAUUAUGUUUAAACAACGUGACCUUGAGUUCUACUUCC
Molecule: messenger RNA, 2599 nt
Organism: Exophiala dermatitidis NIH/UT8656
Lineage: Eukaryota; Fungi; Ascomycota; Eurotiomycetes; Chaetothyriales; Herpotrichiellaceae
Exons: 1
Coding region: 669-2195 (508 amino acids)
Biological process (GO): polysaccharide biosynthetic process
Cellular component (GO): membrane
Molecular function (GO): acyltransferase activity, transferring groups other than amino-acyl groups
Source: RefSeq, a predicted model, not a curated record